Messenger RNA from Hevea brasiliensis (rubber tree), 2208 nucleotides. RefSeq names its product pentatricopeptide repeat-containing protein At1g31430-like. The coding region runs from base 8 to 1891 and encodes 627 amino acids. The record is from RefSeq and is a predicted model, not a curated record. The transcript has a single exon. Lineage: Eukaryota; Viridiplantae; Streptophyta; Magnoliopsida; Malpighiales; Euphorbiaceae. Gene Ontology annotation, biological process: RNA modification. Gene Ontology annotation, molecular function: RNA binding; protein binding.
GAAAAAAAUGAUGACUCUCCCAACUCCCUCCUCUGCUUGUGCUGCUACUACAAUCCCAGGUGCACGUACCCAUUUCGUUAAUUCUCAAGAAUUCUCUCUGCUUUCAAGUCUGGAAUCAUGCAAAUCUGUGCGAGAAAUGAAGCAAAUCCAUGCUUUUAUUAUCAAAGCCAAAGCCAGAAAAGCCCCUCUUCCAGUCCAGCUCCUAAGUGCUAAAAUCACUUAUGUCUUUCAACAUUUUGAUUUCAUUAGCAGCAAGGAAAACAUCCUCUCCUACGCUUGCUCCCUUGUCAAGCUCUGCUACCAUAAUCAUGUCUUCAUCUUUAAUUCAAUCAUCCAGUCACUCGCAAUUUGCAAGAACAGCUUCAGGCCUACGAUGGGAUUGUACCGGGAAAUGUUGCUAGAAGGUCUCUUGCCUGAUACAUACACUGUUCCCUACGUUCUCAAGGCUUGCUCGGAAUCCCAGUCUCUCAGAGAAGGCCAGCAGAUUCAUGCCUAUUCCAUCAAAACGAGUCUUGCGUCAAAUGUGUUCGUCAAGAACACUCUGAUGAGGCUUUAUGCUGUUUGUGGAAUUAUCAAAUCUGUUGAGAAGGUGUUCGAUGAAGGUCCUGAUAGUGAUUUGAUCUCCUGGACCACUCUUAUCCAAGGAUAUGCCAAGAUGGAUUAUAGCUCCGAAGCCAUCAAUACAUUCUUUCGCAUGAAUUGGAGAGCCGACGAAAUGACAUUGGUGGUUGUACUUUCCGCUUGCUCUAAAUUGAGAGAUUUGGAUAUCGGUAAGAAAAUUCAUGCAUAUAUGGAUCAUCACAAAAUUGACUUCCAUUCGGAUGUCUUUCUGGGUAAUGCAUUGCUAGAUAUGUACUUAAAAUGUGGCCAAUUUGACUUGGCUCGUCAGGUGUUCGACGAGAUGCCUAUUAAGAAUGUAGUUGGUUGGAAUUCCAUGAUAUCGGGGCUAGCGCAGCAAGGACAAUCCAAAGAAUCCCUAGACAUGUUCCGCAUGAUGCAAAAUAUGGGUUUAAAGCCUGAUUCCUUUACUAUUGUUGGUGUGUUAAAUUCAUGUGCUAGUCUUGGAGUGCUAGAGCUGGGGGAGUGGAUUCAUUCUUAUAUUAACAAAAAUCAUAUCAAGGCUGAUGGGUAUGUUGGGAACGCACUAGUGGAUAUGUAUGCCAAGUGUGGAAGUAUAGACCAAGCCUUCAAUGUUUUCCAAGCAAUGAGAUGUAGAGAUGUCUAUUCUUAUACGGCCAUGAUUGUUGGCUUAGCAAUGCAUGGUGAAGCAAAGAGAGCAUUGGAUAUCUUCUCCGAGAUGCUUAUAAUGGGCAUAAAGCCAGACGAAGUAACAUUUGUUGGUGUCCUUUCGGCCUGUAGUCAUGCGGGACUUGUAGAGGAAGGGCGAAGACAUUUUGAGGACAUGUUGAGGCACUACAACCUAGAACCUAAAAAAGAGCAUUAUGGUUGUAUGGUUGACCUUAUGGGUCGUGCUGGGCUAAUUAGUGAGGCACUAGAGUUCAUAAAUAAGAUGCCAAUUUUACCUGAUGCUUCUGUUUGGGGAUCACUUCUUGGAGCUUGCAAGAUUCAUGCUAAGGUUGAACUUGGUGAAAGUGUAAUGGAAAAACUUGUAGAGAUGGAACCUAGUAAAGAUGGUGCAUAUAUACUGAUGUCAAAUAUAUAUUCCUCUGCAAAUAGAUGGAGAGAUGCUUUGAGGUGGAGAAAGGCAAUGAAACAAAAUAACAUGAAGAAGACUCCAGGUUGUAGUUCAAUUGAAAUUGAUGGAAUGGUUCAUGAAUUUCGCAAGGGUGAAAAGUCACAUCCCAAAAGUAAAGAGCUAUGCAAGUUGCUUCAAGAGCUGACACAUCAGUUGAGAGACGUUGGAUUGGACGAGAACAUUGUGUCGUGUUGAUACAAACACAGGUACGGACACACACGAGGGACAAGGGCGCAUUAGGCUCUUUGAAAUUUUUUUUCUUUAAAUUAAGGGUAUAUUGGUAAUUUGGAACAUGUAAAUAUAAAAAUCUUUUUAAAAAAAUAAUAAUUCAGAAAAUAAUUAAAAACAAUAGUCAAUUAAUCCAGUUACUAUUUUGCUUAACUCCUUUAAUUUUGAGGGUAGGUUUUUUUAUGCUGCUAGAUUUUCUAGUAAAUCAACAAUAAACGAUUAACUUUAUCGUGUCCUAUUCCUUAAAGGGAAAUUUACACAUAGUCCUCGGACCUUAUCACUAA